Molecule: messenger RNA, 1137 nt
Organism: Schistocerca piceifrons (Central American locust)
Lineage: Eukaryota; Metazoa; Arthropoda; Insecta; Orthoptera; Acrididae
Product: myrosinase 1-like
Exons: 9
Coding region: 1-1137 (378 amino acids)
Biological process (GO): carbohydrate metabolic process
Molecular function (GO): beta-glucosidase activity
Source: RefSeq, a predicted model, not a curated record
AUGGCGCCGGCCGAGAUGUUGUCGCUGUGCUUGUUGGUGGUGCUGGCGGCGGCUUCGGCCUCCGCUCAGGAGAUCAACAACCGCUUCCCAGACGGCUUCAUGCUGGGCUACGCCACGGCCGCCUACCAAGUGGAGGGCGCCUGGAACGAGGAUGGCAAGGGCGAGAGCAUCUGGGACCACAUGCUGCACGAGCACCCAGAGUGGGGCUGGAACGGCCAGAACGGCGACGUGGCCUGCGACUCGUACCACAAGUACGCCGACGACGUGGAGUGCCUCGUGAACGCCUCGGCCGACGCGUACCGGUUCUCCAUCUCAUGGCCGCGGAUACUACCGACUGGAGACCUUGACAACAUCAACCAGGCCGGCAUCGACUACUACAACAACCUCAUCAACCUGCUGCUCGCCAACAACAUCGAGCCUCUGGUGACGAUGUACCACUGGGACCUGCCGCAGGCUCUGCAGUACAUCGGAGGCUGGCCCAACCCCAUCAUGGCGGACUACUUCGUCGAGUACGCCAGACUGCUCUUCGACACCUACGGCGACAGGGUAAAGUGGUGGAUCACGUUCAACGAACCGUCGGUGUUCGCAGGCGGCUACGCCAGCACGGGCGGCCAGGCACCGGCGCAGAACGCCGUCGGCAUCGGCGACUACCUCACCUACUACACCGUCAUCAACGCGCACGCGCGCGUCUGGCACCUCUACAACGACACGUACAGGGCCACGCAGCAAGGCUACGUGGGCAUCACGCUCAACAGCGACUGGGCCGAGCCGCUCAACGCGUCAAGUCCCACCGACCAGGAGGCUUCGGAGAGGAGUCUGCAGUUUGGACUCGGCGCCUUCGGACACGCCCUGUUCACGGCGGAGGGCGACUGGCCGCCCGUCAUGAGGGAGCGCAUAGACGCCAACAGCGCCGCCGAGGGCCGGCCCCGCUCACGGCUGCCUACGUUCACGCAGCAGGAGAUUGAGUACAACAGGGGAACGACGGACUUCAUCGGCAUCAACACGUACGGAACCGGUCUGGUGACGUUGGGCGAGACGGGAAGCAUUCCGUCCUUCGCUCACGACCAGGGCGUCAUCGUGUCCAGGGAUCCUUCCUGGGUUGUCGGCGCCAGCGGCUACGUCUACCACGUCAACUGA